AUGUCCUGGACUGGCCAUGAUCGGAUAUGGUCAAAGCUCUGCCUACUUGCCUUUUUUACCGUUGCGCUAGCCACACAUGCCCCACGACGGAGGCGGCAGUUAGGUGAAGAGCCUAGCGGACCUCCAAUUGAUUUGAAUACCACCGUGCCAUAUAUUUUUUCGGCUCGACUUUAUCCUUAUGGGUUGGAGAAAGGGGAUAAAAUCCUGACAAACAGCGCUCAAGCCAUGGCCCUGAUGGAGCCAUUCGCGUACCUGGGUGCCGUCUACGAUACCAUCUACAUCCGAAAUGAUGGAGCCGUGUCGCUGUCGCCAGAAAAUCAACAACCAUCCGUCCUCCCAUCUCAACAUCCAAUUAUUGCCGCAUUUUGGAUGCCGACACGUGGUGGAAAAGUCUACUAUCGCCAGACUGAUGAUCAAAGCCUCCUCAACAUGGCUCACAAUGAAGUGAAUAUCCAGUAUAGAUAUGGACAGAUCUUCAAUAUCCGUAGUGUUGUCGUGAUCACAUGGGAAGGAGGUCGAGAUGCUAGUCGUCCGAAUAUCGAUGGCAACGUCUUCCAGCUAGCCAUCAUCAUCGGCGAUGAGAUGACUUUUGCGCAUUUCAUCUACAGCCGACUGAUCUCCAAUCGCGAUGCCGUGGCUGGCUUCUCAAACGGAGCCAACGUUACGUUCUCACUGCCCGACUCCGGAACUGCCGACUCUAUUCUACUACGGGAGAAAAGCGACAUCGGUAUACCCGGAGAGUGGUUAUUCAGAAUUGACGCGACGGAGGUGUACCUUUGUGGUGCUGGGUUUAAGGGUCUGGAAUGUGUUGAGAGCUGCUCGCCAAAUCAAUGGUUUAACGACUGCUCCCGAAGUUGUCACUGCGAAAACGGGGACCAGUGUGAUCCGGAAAAUGGGCGAUGUCCUACAACAAAAUGCACCCCUGGCUGGACCCAUCCACCAAUCUGUGAUCGAGACAUUGACGAAUGCGCGCAACCAGGAAUUUGCCCGGCAGCCCAACCAGAUUGUGUCAACACCCCAGGAGCAUUCAUGUGCCUGUGCUUUGAAUAUGAUGAAGAGCUGGGGCGUUGUAAAGGCAGCGAACUAGUAACUGAUGAAGCUCCUGAAGUAGCUUCGGUACCUGUGCAAGUGAUGCCCGUUCAUCCAUCAAUUCAUUCUCAUACCACAAAAGGCCCAGCCCAUACUAGGGCUCGGGCUCAUGCUGUGAAGCAGACCACAUCCUCUCCGAGUAGUAAAAAGGCUAAUACUACGAAAAAGACCACAGCUACCUCUCGGUCGGCGACGAGCUCUUCGGAUAGUUCUGUGGUUAUUCAACCACCCAUUCCACCACUAGCGCCAAAUUGUCCACUUUGCCAUCCAAGAGCGGAAUGUGUGGCUGGAAGAUGUGAUUGUUUGCCGGGCUACGAAGGCGACGGUCAAUUCAGCUGCGAGGACAUCAAUGAAUGUGCAAGGACGACCCCUUGUGGUGAUCGAGCAAAAUGUGAGAACAUUGAUGGCUCUUACGAAUGCACUUGCGACCAGGGAUACCGUUAUGAUGGGCAGAAAUGUGUUGACAAAGAUGAGUGCAGUGAGGGUUCGGUUUGCGGUGAAGGCGUUGGCGCGGAAUGUGUGAACACCGAGGGCAGCUUUGUAUGCAAAUGUGGAGAUGGAUAUCAAGGAAGUCCGUUCAGUGCCGAUGGAUGUCAAGAUAUGGAUGAGUGCCAGCACGAUGCAUGUGGCGAACAUGCCACCUGCACGAAUACCAAGGGAGGAUUUGAAUGUGAAUGUCAUGAAGGCUUCGAACGAUCUAAUGAUAAUGCCUUCUGCACUGAUAUUGAUGAAUGUUUGCAAUCCCCAUGCCAUGCUGCUGCUCAGUGCACAAAUUUGGCCGGCUCAUUCACUUGUGAUUGUAUCGAAGGGUUUAUUGGGGAUGGAGUUGAUUGCCAUGAAACCAUCCUCUACCCGAUUGCAAACGACUCCUUUGUCGUUCCGCGCGGAAACUCUUCGGCCAGCUUCUCCCUUUCUGCACCAGUGAAAGUCGGGGGUGAAGACUACCUCCACGUCAAGGUAUCUCCACAAGGAUACUUUUCCUUCACCAGACACCAAUUUGGACAUGAGGCAGAGAUUGAUGGCCCGGCUAUCUUUGUCUACAAUUCUGACUUUGAUUACAGCAGUGAUGGACUGGUGGCUUUUACCCGAGUUAAUGAUUCUGAUGAAGCUUCUCGCGCCCUUCUUCGUCGCGCCGCACUCUCUGCCUCCGCCCAAUGGGGAAUCGACGAUUUCGAACCCACGCAUCUCCAAAUCAUCACUUUCAGCCGGAUGAGGAAAAGAAAUUCCAACCAGGAAGAGCUGAAUUCCUUCCAGGCAUGC
Messenger RNA from Mesorhabditis spiculigera, 2349 nucleotides. The record is from the annotation of a GenBank genome assembly. Lineage: Eukaryota; Metazoa; Nematoda; Chromadorea; Rhabditida; Rhabditidae.